GUUUCUUCUCCCACCUAAUUUUUUCUUCCUUUUCCUUUCCCAAGGACAAACAAACCUCACCUUGAAUCGCGCGUUUGUUUGACGGCUUCACUGUCGUCAAAUGAACCUGCAAUUGCGCAUUCCCCUUCCCUUACGUUACCCCCCACCGAAAGGCUUCAGCUAAAUGCCUGGGUCCAUCUAUAACAACCUAUACGCGAGCUUCAUCCGUUCUGGGUUCACGAAAUCCUUUACCCACGGCUACGCACAAUCCGUCGUAGCUGCUACCCACCCUCAUGUUCUAAACUCCCAGAACCGGCCGUCCUUUGCGGCCCGGAAGCGCCAGACAAACAGCCGACUCAGCCGCCUCCAGCAGUUCCAGAACGCAUUCCACACCAGCUCCCACCAGUCGGCCGGCCUCCCCGUCGAGCACCGCCAUGAGAAGCUCAGCACCAACCAUGGAGGGUUAGACGCCUACUUCGAGACUCUACAGAAGAAGGAGGCCGCCGAAAAGGGCGAGGGCGAGGGGGCGGAGGAAGAGGAGGAAUGGGUCCAGUUCCAGUUCCCCAACCGUAUCGAGUGGAAGCCGUCUCCGGCUGCUGUCCUGCUCGGACCGGAUGGGACCGCACUUGAGACUACCGAGGGGGCGGUCCAGGAGGGCGCCAGCGAGUCUGCUCUACUCUUCGAGGACCAACAACAGGCAGCCCUAGCUCAGGUCGACGCCGCCCUCGAGCAGGAACUCGAUGCCCGCAGCGACGUGAACCUGGUGCGCGGGGACGAGGCACAGGAGCCAUCAUUGUCCAGUGCACCAACACAACUGGUCGAGACCGCCAGCGCCCCUGCCACUCCUGUAUCACGAGCACGUACGCCUGCAAGCGUUGCUCGGUCUGCUACGCCGCCAGUCGACCCCCAGGCACAGAGCUAUGCCGACCACCUCACGAAGCUCUCGGAGACCGGGCGCUAUGCUGAGAUACCGGCUGUUUUUGAGGCCAUGCUGGUGGCCAGCAUCCAGCCGCUGGCGACGUCGUACAAUGCCCUUCUCAUGGCUGCCAUUCACCUGCCCUCCGAGAAGAUCGAGAUUGUCUCCAAGGCCCUGGACGUCUAUGCUGAUAUGAUGCGGCGCAAGGUCAAGCCUGACAGCGACACCUACAACAUCCUCGUCGGUCUUCUGGCUGCCCGGUCUCUCGAGGUGUCUUCACUGAAGAAGAGACUGGAGGACAAGCGUGUCAGGUACGGCGGUAUGGACGAGCCUGGCAAGUUCAUGUUCGCCUCGACCGAGCUCGAGCACGCGAUCCUCUGCGAGGAUGACCGGUUGGACCUGGCCAUGAAGCUCUUCAAGUCCUCAAUCACCUCACAGAGCGAUGCGUUCUCUCCCGAGACCUACCACCAACUCAUCUCGGCAUGUGCCCAAUCUGGACGUGUCAACGAUAUGCUCUCGCUCUAUGAGCACAUGGAAAUGAACAAGGCCACGCCUUUCGCCGCGGUCUUCCCUGCAAUGAUCAUAGCCUUCGCUAACUGCGGAGACCUCGUCAGCGCCGUGGAAUGCUACAAUGAGUACCGAACCCUGGCCAUCGCCCACGACAAGGGCGAGACGAGCCUGCAUGACCGCCUUGAUGCCCAGGUCUACGCCUCGGUCAUCAAUGCAUAUGUCAUCUCAGACAAGAUGGACGGUGCCAUGAAGUUCUACAGAAAGAUUGUGCAGGAGUACGAGGUCCGAGCCUCCGAGGUCAAGGAUGCCAUCAUCAGCCUCGGCUUCGUCAAGGGCUUUGAACAUCGGGGUAUCUACCAGGAAGCCCUCCGCUGGGCGCAGGCUAUCGAGGACGAGUCACGAUCCCAAGCCAUGGCUGACUUGGCAAUCGCUGCGGCUGACAGUGGCGACAAGCACACCGCUGUUGCUGCAUUCGGCAGCAUGUCAACCAAGCACGGCAAUAUGGCGACACCGGCAAUGGCUCUCCUGGCGAUGAGUGUCCGCGAUGGCGACGUCACGGAGGCUUGGCGGUACUGGCAGGUCCUGAGCAGCCCUGACAUGGUUGUUGGAGCCUCUUUCAUUGAGCCUACCGCCAUGUUUGCUGUUGCUCUGAUCGGUUCCGGCCAGGUCGCUGAAGGUUUGAAAGAGUCUGACCUCAUGUUCCAACGGAUCCGCCAAUCUGUCCCGAACGAUACGCAUCUCGCAUCCGAGGUCGAGGAGGGGGUUGAUUUCGUGGCGCGCUACAUGACUGCUCGCGGCAUCGCAGACCCUCGAGAGAUGGCAUCACAGACAUCCGCUCCCACACCGACCUUUGCCACCUCGCCAUACGACUCAGCCGGUUCCGUGUCAAGCUUUGAGGAUACUUUCGAUCCGUAUGCGCACAACACCGACUUCAGGGGCUCGUCACUCAUCUCGGACGAGCUCGAGGGUGCUCAUGGCCGAAAGGGGUCCAGGCUCAACGAUGCUCUCACCCGGUUCCGCAACAUGCGUCGCGCCGGCCGCCACCCACGCUACAUCACGUACGCCAAGCUCAUCUCAGCCGCGGCGCGCGACGGGAAGAUGGAUCUUUGCCACGACAUUCUCAACAUGGCCCGUACUGACGUCCCUCUGAUGCCUCAGUACGCUGUGGUCUGUUACGGCUGGUCCUCGAUUCUGGAUGCUAUGGUUGGCGCGUGUCUGAGCCUGGGUCGCCGAGCCCAUGCUGAGCAGUUCCACCAGGAGCUGCUGGAUAUGGGUGCUACGCCCUCCGCCAACACAUACGGUCUGUACAUCACCACGCUCAAGGAGUCUACCAAGACUUUCGACGAGGCUUCUGAGGCUGUCAAGAUCUUCCACCGUGCCAAGUCCGAGGGCGUCGAGCCCAGCUCCUUCCUGUACAACGCUCUGAUCGGCAAGCUGGGCAAGGCUCGCCGCAUCGAUGACUGCCUGUUCUACUUUGCCGAGAUGCGCGGGCUGGGAAUCAAGCCCACGUCUGUUACCUACGGCACUAUUGUCAACGCCCUCUGCCGGGUGUCGGACGAGAAGUUUGCGGAAGAGCUCUUCGACGAGAUGGAGUCCAUGCCCAAUUACAAAGCUCGGCCUGCCCCUUACAACAGCAUGAUGCAGUUCUUCCUGACGACCAAGCGCGACAAGUCCAAGGCUCUGGCGUAUUAUGCUCGCAUGCAGGCUAAGAACAUUGCUCCCACCUCGCACACCUACAAGCUGCUGAUCGAUGCCCACGCCACGCUGGAGCCUGUCGACAUGAAGGCUGCGGAGGCGGUCCUGGAAAAGAUCAAUGCAAGUGGCAAGCCCGAGGCUGUGCACUACGCAUCCAUGAUCCACGCUCACGGCUGCGUCCUGCACGACAUGAAAGCUGCUCGCAAGACUUUUGAUCAAGUCAUCAGCAACCCCUCCGUCCCUGCUUCUGCUUGUCUCUUCCAGGCCCUCUUCGAGAGCAUGGUCGCCAACCACUGUGUCGCCAACACGGAGCCUCUCCUUGCGGAGAUGCGUCGCCGCCGUGUCGAGCUGACACCCUACAUCGCCAACACAUUGAUCCACGGUUGGGCUUCCGAAGGCAACAUCUCCCGAGCUGAGGACAUCUAUGGAGCUGUUGGCCGUGAGCGUCGUGAGCCGAGCACAUACGAGGCCAUGACGCGCGCGUACCUGGCUGUUGAAAACCGGGACAAGGCUAAGGGUGUCGUCACCGAGAUGAUGGGCCGUGGAUAUCCUGGCGCCGUUGUCGGCAAGGUGGUCGAGCUCCUGGGUGGUGGUGAGCAGGAUGCCGCGUCGAUAUCGAUAUAA
Cryphonectria parasitica EP155 is the source of this 3724-nucleotide messenger RNA. RefSeq lists its product as uncharacterized. Gene Ontology annotation, molecular function: protein binding. Bases 164 to 3724 code for a protein of 1186 amino acids. The transcript has 2 exons. The record is from RefSeq and is a predicted model, not a curated record. NCBI's taxonomy places the organism in Eukaryota, Fungi, Ascomycota, Sordariomycetes, Diaporthales, Cryphonectriaceae.